This is a messenger RNA of Pelmatolapia mariae (spotted tilapia), 527 nucleotides long. RefSeq names its product C-X-C motif chemokine 10-like. Gene Ontology annotation, molecular function: chemokine activity. The transcript has 4 exons. The record is from RefSeq and is a predicted model, not a curated record. Gene Ontology annotation, biological process: immune response; chemotaxis; defense response. Gene Ontology annotation, cellular component: extracellular region. The coding region runs from base 34 to 351 and encodes 105 amino acids. NCBI's taxonomy places the organism in Eukaryota, Metazoa, Chordata, Actinopteri, Cichliformes, Cichlidae.
UGGUCCUCAAAGAUCAAAACAACCAUCACGAAGAUGAACAAGCCACUGCUCCUGCUGGUCGCUCUGACUUUCUGCUGCUGCAUCGCGUCUCUGCAUGGUUUUACCAUAAAUACCUGCCGCUGUAGAAAGACGACCAUGAGACCUGUUUAUGCUAAGAUGGUCAAGAAGAUUGAGGUGACUCCUGUUUCAGGACACUGCCCCCGAACUGAAAUCUUGAUCACUGUGAGGUCUGGUGCUAAGAUUUGUGUCAAUCCAGAGGCCAAGUGGUUUCCGGGCCUUCUCAAAACUCUGCAAAAGAAGAACGCCGUCUCAACCACUGAGCCACGCACUGCUUCAACACCUAGCUACUGAUCACACGGCAGAUCGAUUCCUCCCUUCAUCAAUCUGAAUUACCUGUAGCAAGCCUGUUGUAUUCAGCCCGAAUACGGUUUCAUUUUCUCGAGUGUUAUCCUUUGAUGACAAAGGUAUAAUUCUUAGAAAAUCACAUAAUCUAAAUGUGAGUUUUUUUAUGCUUGAAAUUCUGAUAG